UACAAGUGUGACUGUGAAGCAACGGUGGGACUCGUCAAUCUGAAUCUAAACUACCAUUUAUUUUCGAUUUUGAAAACUAAGUACUAACUGACGGCGACAGUCGACUCUCUGCAACGAGUUUACUGCAGGGUAUAAGUUAUAGCAAUAAUAAUUUGAUUUUCAUAAACAAAGAAAUCGGCGUUUUAAUUUUCUACUAGCCUUUUUAAUUUGCACUUGGAAGUAAGGAAUGAACGUUUAGGUUUAGGUAAUAUAUUUUUACUUUCUGUUGAUAACAAUCGACUUGCCUUUUUCUGACUUUUUAGUGACUACAGUUCAAAAUUAUCCUCAAGAUGAUUUUUGACAAAAGACUUUUAAAUGUGACCGUUUUGGGACUCGCCUUCAUGCUGAUCUUCACUGCUUUUCAGACUAUGGGAAACAUUGAGAAAACAGUACUGGACAGCAUUACUCGAGAUGAUCCUACGUUCACUGGUAACGGCUACACUAGCCUGGCCAUAAUCUACACAGUGUUUGCCCUGUGUAACUGGUUGGCACCUAGUCUCAUCAGUGUACUAGGACCACGAGUCACCAUGUUGCUGGGAGGGAUCAUAUACCUGUUGUUUAUCGCCUCGUUUCUCUACCCACAAACCUGGCUGUUGUACGCCGCAUCUGGUAUGCUAGGUGCUGGGGCAGCUGCCAUCUGGACGGCGCAGGGCUGCUACCUCACUCUCAACAGUGAUGCCAACACGAUAUCCCGUAACUCUGGCAUUUUCUGGGCAAUGCUGCAAAGCAGCAUGUUCCUGGGCAACACGUUUGUCUCACUGGUGUUCCAAGGAAAGGCUGAGAUAGACGCUGGGUCACGCCAUCUCGUGUUUACCGUGUUGUGCGUGGUGGCAGGCCUGGGUGUUGUUGUGUUGGCAGUACUACCGCGGCCACGCACACACGAUGGCGAGUGUACGCCACAGACCAACGAGGGGCCUCUGAACGCCCUCAAGUCUGCUGGCUCGCUCUUUGUCACCAAGGAGAUGCUGCUGCUGUGUGUCACUUUCUUGUACACUGGGUUUGAGCUGAGUUUCUACUGUGGCGUCUACAGUAGCUGUAUAGGGUUUACCAAAGAGUUUGGAGACAGUGCCAAGACAUUGGUGGGCAUGUCCGGCAUCUUCAUAGGAGUGGGAGAAGUGCUUGGUGGCGUUGUGUUUGGACUGAUGGGUUCUCGCACAAACCGCUGGGGCAGAGAUCCCAUUGUCAUCUUGGGAUUCAUCAUCCACGUUGUCGCUUUCUUCAGCAUCUACCUCAACCUUCCCAACACUUCCCCCUUCGGUGAAACAGUGGAUAAGGCGCAUAUUCAGAGCAGUGCGUUCCUGGCGAUUCUGGGCAGUCUGAUGCUGGGUCUAGGAGACAGCUGUUUCAACACCCAGAUCCUGUCCAUCUUGGGAGGCAUGUAUCCUGAUGACAGUGCUCCAGCGUUCGCCAUCUUCAAGUUUACCCAGUCUCUCUCUGCUGCCGGCAGCUUCUUCUACAGCAACCAGGUGGGACUUUACAUGCAGUUGUACAUGUUGGCUGCCUGGGGGACUGCAGGGACACUGACGUUCUGUCUCGUAGAGAACAUGAACAGACAACUACGAGCAUACACACCAUCAGCCGUCGUCACGGCGAGCAACAAAGACUUGGCUAAACAAACCUAACCUCAACUAACCAACACCUCAUAGCACAAGAGAGUACGGUAGUCCAUAAUGGUUUAUAAUCUACGUCAACGUAGAAGAUGAACAGUAAGAAAUAAAUCUAAAACCGGCCAAAUUGAAGACGAGCUGCGGCAAUUACUACUUUAUGUGAUCAUUUGAAUCUUGUAUGGGAAAUGAAUAAUCAGACUACCUGAAAAUAAUGACACCACAUUAAAAUUUGCCAAACAGUUCUUGUUGAAUAAACAUAACAUUUUUGUUGUCUCACAAAAUAUUCCAAACAUGAAAGUAGACUUUCAUCCAAGAUUUUUGUAGAUGUUGAGAAGUAGUUAUCGUUUGUCCUCAGUACAGAUUGAAGGUGAAUACAAAUAUCAAAUAGUAAAACAUCACUCUAAAUAGCUUUACAAAAUAAUACAAAGAGCAUGCCUAAAUCGCCUGAUCUCUUCAGCAAUGUUGUUGAUUUAAAUCCUGAUUGUAACAAAUAAAUCCUGAUUGUGGUUUAAGUGAGUCGGUGGCUCAGUCGGUAGCGUCGCAGACUUUGGGCCCAAGGCAGCGAUGUCGUGGGUUUGGAUCCUGGUCACUGCCACUAAAAUUUAUCAGUACAGUUCACUUUUGUACUGUACCGGCUCACUCCUUGCUUUGCUGUAAACGUUCCACGCACAGGCGCUUAGUCUAUGUGGACGGGCAAAUGCAAGGUCAAAAGAGGCCGCCAACCUCUUAAAAAAAAACAAAGUUUUUUUAUCCAUAAACUAUAAAACUAUAAACUACUACUGACUCACCCUGUCUACAAUUAUCACCCUGUUUUGGUUGAAGUUUGGUAUGUUAACACCGUCUUAACUUGAGAUCUGUUCUGAUUGUUUUACCAAAAACUGGUGAAGAUUAAAGGCUGCCAUCAUGAAUGAUAUUGAUAUUAUUGGAUGGAUGUCUACUAAGUAUCUAAAGUCCAUCCAUCAAAUAUCCUCUGUUUCAUCAAAAGUGAGGUUAAUGGGUUUAUUUGAUAAACACUUUUGAUUUAACUCAUGCAUUUUCUAAACGUUCCUCUUAAAGAUUAAUUGUUUACAAUUAAAACAUUUAGCGUUUUAUAUUGAGACCCAGACCAACAAUUAUUUCUUGUGUUUACCAUUGUAUAAGACUUAAUAUUAGUUAUAAAUAAAGGAUGUUAUUUAUGUCUUCCAUAUGCUGUAUGUCAUUUGUAAUGUUAUUGUGCAUAUUUUAUGAUUUAUGACUAAAAGAAAAUUAGUGCAUUUUGAAGAAUAGAAGUCCCUUUAUGUGUUAAGUGUUAAUGAAAGAUUACUUUAAAAAAAUAAGAAGGGAAAAAAUACAGAGAAGGAAAAAAAUACACAUUGGUUUGGUUUUAGAAUCACUAAAGAGUUGAGUAAAUUUAUUUGCAAUCUUGUUUCUAGGUAAUAUAAUAAACAGUGAUUUAUUCAAGUUAUGAUAAAAUAUUGGAAAUAUAUAGAUAAAUUUGUUAGUUACCGGUACCAUUUAGAUAAUCCAUAGUUUUGUUGUAUUGUAAAUAAAUAGUGGUACAAUUCAUAUACUCCUGAUUAACUGCACUAUAAAUGAUAUUAGUGCCAAAAUACAUACAGCUAAGAGUCAAUGAUCAAACGUAUUUGCAAUUUAUUUGAACUGUUUCAAUAAGAUCUACAAAAUUAUUUACAUAUUGGCCCGCAAAGUCAUUGGUUCCUGGGCUGUAUUAGUGCUCAAUUUUAUACAUCUUAAAGGACAUUUCAUUCAUGUUUACUACCUCUGAAUGAAGUUUCUGCUAUUUCAAGUGUAUUUGUGCAAUCUUAAUGUACACUUUAGACAAACUAUUCUUAUUUAAUAUAUUGCAAGAUUUUAUACUCUUUGUAUUAUAGUUUUAUAUUUGGUUGUUAGUUUUAAGAUUCUUAUGUCAAGCUGUAAAUAAUAAUAAUACGAUGAAAACUCCAAA
This is a messenger RNA of Macrosteles quadrilineatus (aster leafhopper), 3588 nucleotides long. Its product is annotated as UNC93-like protein MFSD11. The transcript is spliced from 8 exons. Bases 330 to 1661 code for a protein of 443 amino acids. The record is from RefSeq and is a predicted model, not a curated record. NCBI's taxonomy places the organism in Eukaryota, Metazoa, Arthropoda, Insecta, Hemiptera, Cicadellidae.